CACAAUCACUCAGCGGUGCCAGGACAGCAGCAUGCAGGCAGUGCUGGUGCUGUGCGUGGCCCUGAGCCUGGCAGCAAGAGCAGGGGGCGAGGAUGCAUGUGGGGGCCGCGAGGCCCCAUCCUCAUCCCACAGCAUCCCUGCGCCCCAGAUGAGUGCUGAGGACCGGCUCUCACCCCACAUGCCGGAAGCCCUGCGCUGCGACGCGUGCCACGCCAUCGCCUUCCAGCUGGAGGGGCGGCUGAGCCGUGCGGAGGCGAAGCAGGGCAGGAAGGCGCUGAGCGAGUCGGACUACGUGGAGGUGCUGGAGCAGAGCUGCUUGCAGGACUGGGAGCUUUACGGCGUGCAGGAGCUGAGAGGGGAGCGGCGGCUGAUGGGGCCGGGGCUGCCGGGACAGGAGGCGAUGAGCGUGGCAGUGAUGGGGGGCCCGUGGCCGGGCAGGCUGGCCAAGAUGUGCCACAGCCUCGUGGGAGAGCACGGCGAGGAGCAGCUGUACGGAGCGCACCGACGGGGUCCCACCGCGCUGCGGGAGCUGCUGUGCCACGGCAAGAAGGGGCCAUGCGCCCACCUGGGGGGGUCCAAGGCAGGGGGCUCGGCCCCCCCCAAGGCGCUGCAGAACGAGCUGUAGCCGGCGGCCUUCACGGGCCGUCACUGUGGAUGGUUAAUGCUUAAUGCCUGAUGACCUUUGGAGCCAACUGCGUCCUGCAGCACUGGACACACGCAGAGGGGACGCCGGGGGAGGUGGCACUGCCGGCACCACGCCGGGGACGCCGGGCUGCCGCUGUCACCAUCUCAGCUCCACAUCUGUUCGCACUCAUGGGGACAUCCCCGGUGGCACCCGUGCCCCAGCCGCGCUGUUACUCUGUAACUCUCACCUUAAUGUUUGACCGGAGUGGCGCGGGCGGCAGUGCCAGCCCUAAUUAAAGCAGUUAAUCGCUCA
Molecule: messenger RNA, 937 nt
Organism: Gallus gallus (chicken)
Lineage: Eukaryota; Metazoa; Chordata; Aves; Galliformes; Phasianidae
Gene: MZB1
Product: marginal zone B and B1 cell specific protein
Exons: 4
Coding region: 32-625 (197 amino acids)
Biological process (GO): regulation of B cell proliferation
Cellular component (GO): endoplasmic reticulum chaperone complex; extracellular region
Source: RefSeq, a predicted model, not a curated record